AUGGCCUCAAACCCCCUUGCCCAAGUCACAUUGAGGAAACCUGGGACCUACGAGGGCCCACACCCAAGACUACCCCGAAAGCUGCGGGCCGAGCUUGAGGCCGCGCUGGGGAAGAAGCACGCGAGCAGUGGUAGCUCCAGUGGUUCUCAACGCUUGGUUUCCUUCCGUCUGAUUCGGGAUCUGCACCAGCAUCUGAGAGAAAGGGAUUCCAAACUAUACCUUCACGAACUUCUAGAAGGCAGUGAAAUAUAUCUCCCAGAGGUUGUGAAGCCUCCACGGAAUCCAGAAUUAGUUGCCCGGCUGGAAAAGAUUAAGAUACAGCUGGCCCAUGAGGAAUAUGAGCGAAUCACCCGCAAUGUAACCCGUCAGGAUUCAAGGCAUGGUGGAACUCUCAGUGACCUGGGAAAGCAAGUGAGAUCAGUGAAGGCUCUGGUCAUCACCAUCUUCAACUUCAUUGUCACGGUGGCAGCUGCCUUUGUCUGCACUUUCCUUGGAAGCCAGUAUGUCUUCACAGAAAUGGCCUCACGGGUGCUGGCUGCAUUGAUCGUCGCCUCGGUGGUGGGUAUGGCUGAGCUGUAUGUCAUGGUGCGGGCAAUGGAAGGCGAACUGGGAGAGCUGUAACUGGGCUUCAUCAUCAAAGUCCAGAGAAGGUUUAGGGGGCUCCAGGCUUCCAGCUGCCAGUCACUGACUCAAUUAACCCAUCAGGCAAUUUGUACUCAACUCCAGUUAGUCAAAGGACCAGGCCAGGCCGCCUGCUGUUCCUGUGGGGAACCCCAUCUUCUAUGAAUUUCUAGAGGAAGCAGUGGAGGAGAUUCAGACAGCCACACAUCUUUAAAACUGAAAGAACUGGUCUGUCAGCACCUUCUCCUAAAUCUGGUGCCUAUUUACCUUCUUCAGUCCAUUCUGGACACUGCUGGAGCUAGAGUUUUCCCGUCAGGAGUGAAUGGAAUCCAGGCCUUCCCAGAAGUAGACCAUACUGCCUUGAACUUGUCCAAGUGCACAUAUUGAUCGCUAUCCUUUUCUACACAUUUUUGAUGCACACCCAUAAUUGAGUUCAGAAGUCUCCAAGAAAGCAAAAAGAAUCCUCUUUCUCCAGUUUUGUUGGAAGAAGAACUGAUCAGAGGACAAACAUCAAAUAAGAGAAAGAUAGGAUGGUGAAACUGAAAGCAAGGAAGCUACCUUUUUGGAAAAGGAAAUGGUAUUAGGCCCCAUUUCCAGAAGACAAAACAGACUCUGAUAGAGAUUAAAUGACCAGCUAUGACCCUUACUCUGUUCAGUGGGGCCAAAGUCUCCUAUGUUGUCCUGAAGUCUCUGUAAUGUUUUACCUUUUGAGAAAUUAGGAGUAUGAUGAUAGAAUCUGUGUAAUGCACUUAAAAGGGUAUCAGCCUUAGUUAUUUAUCCAGUAAAUAUUUAUUGUAUCCAAUGUGUUCUUAUUUCAAGUACUAUAACAACAUAAAUCACAAAGAUUUUAAUAGUUCUAAUUGUUUAGGGUCUGCUCCUAAUGGUAGACUCUUUUUGUUCACUGUAUGUACUCCUGUAGUCUUUUUCCAAAGCACUUUUCUGUUUUUAUAAAUUAUAUACCCAUUA
This is a messenger RNA of Carlito syrichta (Philippine tarsier), 1587 nucleotides long. RefSeq names its product transmembrane protein 199 (gene VMA12). The transcript has 7 exons. The coding region runs from base 1 to 621 and encodes 206 amino acids. Gene Ontology annotation, cellular component: endomembrane system. The record is from RefSeq and is a predicted model, not a curated record. Gene Ontology annotation, biological process: vacuolar proton-transporting V-type ATPase complex assembly. Lineage: Eukaryota; Metazoa; Chordata; Mammalia; Primates; Tarsiidae.